Bombina bombina (fire-bellied toad) is the source of this 920-nucleotide messenger RNA. It is a transcript of the gene IFITM10, whose product is annotated as interferon induced transmembrane protein 10. The transcript is spliced from 3 exons. The coding region runs from base 222 to 632 and encodes 136 amino acids. The record is from RefSeq and is a predicted model, not a curated record. Gene Ontology annotation, cellular component: plasma membrane. Lineage: Eukaryota; Metazoa; Chordata; Amphibia; Anura; Bombinatoridae.
CUGACUGAUACAGACAGUCUCUUGUUAUAAGACAUGCAGCUGUUCCUCUAUACACUCUCUCCUUGGGGACUCCCACAUAUCACAGACAGACGGACAGAGGGAUCCUAACGAGAGCACAGACCACCCUAAGCCUUACUUGCUCCUUGUGGGCGGGGUCUGGCUCCUUCUGGGUGUGUAUCUAAGCCAAUCUCAAGUGGAAUUGAGACCUCCCUGUCCAGCUCAUGGAUAACAAAGCAUACAAAGGUGAGGGCACAUGGCCUCCACCACAGUGUAAACACACUCUUGAAAGAGAAAAGAAAAAAAACAAGCCUCCCGCUGGCCCAGUCUCUGUGACUACAGGAAAGAGUGGGCCUCCUGUCACAGUAAUAGAGAUUUCUCCUGAGACGACUGAAGUAAACGAUUAUUACCUUUGGUCCAUCUUUAAUUUUGUCUACCUGAAUUUCUGCUGUCUGGGCUUCAUUGCACUGGCCUACUCACUCAAGGUGCGGGACAAGAAACUGUUAAAUGACCUGGUUGGAGCAGUGGAAGAUGCAAAGACUGCAAGAGCCUUCAACAUAACGAGCUCUGCACUUGCUACUGUCUGUAUUAUCAUAUUGCUUCUCUACCUGCGCUCCCCACCUGCUCACUACUAGCAUUAAACCUUGUUACCAUCUCUUCCCAACAAGUGAUCGGUAACCACAUGUCGUCAACUGAGAGAUAACUGUGCACCGUAUACUGACAGAUAGCUGUGCACCGUAUACUGAGAGACAACUGUGCUUUGUAUACUGAGAGACAACUGUGCAUCGUAUACUGAGAGACAACUGUGCAUCGUAUACUGACAGAUAACUGUGCACCGUAUACUGAGAGAUAACUGUGCAUCAUAUACUGACAGAUAACUGUGCAUCGUAUACUGACAGAUAACUGUGCAUCAUAUACUGACA